Messenger RNA from Ipomoea nil (Japanese morning glory), 1919 nucleotides. RefSeq names its product polyphenol oxidase I, chloroplastic-like. Gene Ontology annotation, biological process: pigment biosynthetic process. Gene Ontology annotation, molecular function: catechol oxidase activity. The record is from RefSeq and is a predicted model, not a curated record. NCBI's taxonomy places the organism in Eukaryota, Viridiplantae, Streptophyta, Magnoliopsida, Solanales, Convolvulaceae. The transcript has 2 exons. The coding region runs from base 20 to 1801 and encodes 593 amino acids.
CUUGAAUCUCCAGUCAGCCAUGGCUUCCUUUACUCUUUCGCCCCCAUGCUUUGCCUUCUCGUCUUCUUCUUCAUCAUCAUCUUCCCCUCUCUUCUUCUCCGCCCCAUCCCAGCUUCUGGCCCACAAGAAACGUAACCAAACUCGGCUCCGAGUUUCAUGCAAAGCCAAUAACCCUAAUAACAGCACUGACGAUGCCGCGGCCUCGCCCGGUUCAAGGAUUAUUGACCGGAGAAACGUUCUUCUCGGUCUCGGGGGGCUCUACGGUGUUGCCAAUCUCGCCGGCGGCCCUAUUGCCUCGGCCGCAGAUGUGGACGUCGCCAUUCAUUAUCCGAAUGUAAGCAAAUGUCAUUACCCCAGCGAUGUGCCGGCUAACGCUGACAUCACUGGCACGUGCUGCCCCCCUGUGCCGACGGACACAGUGCUGGACUACCAGAUUCCCACCGGCGGCCCGAUGCGCAAAAGAGUUCCGGCACAAUUCGCCACCCAAGAAUAUAUAAACAAGUACGAAGCCGCCCUUACCGCGAUGAAGAACCUGGACCCGUCUCACCCCCACAGCUUUCCUCAACAGGCCAACAUUCACUGCGCUUACUGCAACGGCGGUUAUCAACAAUUCGGUUUCCCCACGGAAGAAAUCCAAGUUCACAAUUCCUGGCUCUUCUUCCCCUUUCAUAGAUGGUACUUGUACUUCUACGAGAAGAUCUUGGGAAAGCUGAUUAAUGAUCCCACCUUCGCCCUGCCCUAUUGGAAUUGGGACAACCAAAGCGGCAUGACCAUGCCCAAUAUGUUCAUGAGCACCACUUCUUCGCUCUAUGAUGCCAACCGUAAUCCAAACUACCUUCCUCCGGCCAUCGUUGAUCUCAAUUACGCCGGGAAAGACAGAGGUCUGUCCGACGAGGAACUGAUCGCGGAAAACUUAGUGGCAGUGUACCGUUCGAUGGUGACAAAUGGCGGCACUACGGAGCUCUUCAUGGGAAAGAAGUACGUGACGGGUACCCCACCUAGCCCGGGGCAAGGCUCCGUAGAGGGCAUACCUCAUACUCCGGUUCACAGAUGGGUUGGGGACUCCGUGGACCAGCCAAACGGUGAGGACAUGGGCAAUUUCUACUCCGCCGGUCGAGACCCAUUGUUCUACUCUCACCAUGCCAACGUGGACCGCAUGUGGGUCAUCUGGCAAAAACUGCUCGGCGGAAAGGAUUUCACCGACGAUUCCUGGUUAAAUGCUUCCUUCUUAUUCUACGACGAGAAUGAGCAGCCCGUCCGAGUCUACGCCAAAGAUUGUAUGGAUAACAUAGCUAUGGGGUACGAUUACGAGUACUCCUCCCUUCCGUGGCUGAAGAGCAAGCCUUCCCCGUCAAAGACGACCGGAGCGGCGGCCGCCUCGAAUGCGCCGUUCGUGACGGAUGUGUUCCCGGUGACACUUGACAAAGUGGUCCAGGUGAAGGUCAGCAGGCCCAAGACUUCGAGGACUAAGGCGGAAAAGGAGAAGGAAGAAGAGGUACUGGUGAUUGAUGGGAUCGAGGUGGCGAUGGAUCAGUACGCGAGGUUCGACGUUUACCUGAAUGACUCCGACCAGCCGGACGGCGGGAAGGACAAGGCUCAAUAUGCGGGAGGAUUCGCUCACUUGCCGCAUAAGCAGGAAAGUAGCUCAACCACGAAGACGUCGGUGAGGUUGGGACUGAACGAACCGCUGGAGGAUUUGGGAGCGGAAGACGACGACACGGUUCUGGUGACUUUGGCUCCCCAAGUCGGCGGCGGCGUCGUGGAUGUGGAUAGCAUCAGGAUUGAGUACUCUACGCGAUAAAAAAACCAGAGCUGAUCGACUGAUUAUAUUGAGCGAUAUGCAUGAUUAAUUCGUCGUCAGUAUGUGUCUUUGCUUUGUGUUAUGGUUUUGGAGUUUUAAUUUCGUUGGUUGUCUUCAA